This is a messenger RNA of Pan troglodytes (chimpanzee), 7383 nucleotides long. It is a transcript of the gene PHF14, whose product is annotated as PHD finger protein 14. The coding region runs from base 994 to 3660 and encodes 888 amino acids. Gene Ontology annotation, biological process: regulation of transcription by RNA polymerase II. The transcript is spliced from 17 exons. Lineage: Eukaryota; Metazoa; Chordata; Mammalia; Primates; Hominidae. The record is from RefSeq and is a predicted model, not a curated record.
GAGCCGCUGCUCAGGUCGCUUCCGUACAGAGCAUGCUUUAAUUUUCAAUAAGGCCCUGCUUUUGUUGUUUUGUUGCUUCAUUCUUUCUUUGCUUUGCUGGGCGUUUUGUCCAAUGCUUUGUUAAAAACGCCAAGAACCUGGACAACUUGCAGUCACGACCCUCUACCGGUGACAAUAUCAUUUAAAUAUUGGUAGUGGCUUAAGGUAGCAAACAUCCCUUUGUGGAACGUUUACUCAGUAAAUCCUUAAAAAACAGAUCAGAAACAAAAACUGGCCUCCCAGGGAUUUGGACUCAGGAGGUGAAUUAGGCGCGGAGAGGGCGGAGCCUUUGGGGUUUAUGGGCGGAAUUGCGCAGGGUUUGGCGGGGAUCUCUGCUCCGCCUUGGCACUACUCGGCUCCGCUCGCCUCCGCGCGGCUCCCUGGGCUUUCACUCGGCUCUGUUCGGCUCCUGCUCCGGAAGGGUGCGCGGGGGCGAGUCCUGCGCAUGCGCCCUCAAUUCCUGCUGCUCUCAGGGCUGCGCUCAGCCUCGUGUUUUCACUUCCUUCUUUUCAGAGCUGUAUCCGGGUCGCUGCUUUCCCUAUUGUCUGAGGCAGCCGCCCUCGCGCUGUGCAAUUUCUGGUCUUUCGUUGCUUCUGGUCCAGGCUAAUAAAGUUUUUCUUUCUUUGAUUUUUUUUUUCUUCUAGUUUUAACGGGAGAAAUUAACUCCCCGGGGCCGCCGGGUUGACUGCGCUGCCUGGGCCGGAGGUCUUCUCCGGCCAGGGAGCGCUGUGGGAAGGGGCUCGAGCGGCCAGGGCCAGGCGAGGCCGGGGGGGCGGGGGGUUAGGGGACCGCGGGGCUACUCUUGGGAGCGCCCCUGUCCGGUUGGCUGCGCGCCGGUUUUAAAUAGCAUCUUUAGGACUUGUCUUCGCGGCCCCAGUCCCCGACCUCGGCGCUGCCUGGGCUCCUGCAGCCUCUCCCUAAGUCUUCUCCAAACGACCACCUCACGGAUUCCUUAUGGAUCGCAGCUCCAAGAGGAGGCAGGUGAAGCCUUUGGCAGCUUCUCUGCUGGAAGCUCUUGAUUAUGAUAGUUCAGAUGACAGUGAUUUUAAAGUUGGAGAUGCCUCAGAUUCUGAAGGGAGUGGUAAUGGAAGUGAAGAUGCUUCAAAGGACAGUGGAGAAGGUUCCUGUAGUGAUUCUGAAGAAAAUAUUUUAGAAGAAGAACUGAAUGAAGAUAUUAAAGUAAAAGAAGAACAACUUAAAAAUUCUGCAGAGGAAGAAGUACUAUCAUCAGAAAAACAAUUAAUUAAAAUGGAAAAGAAGGAGGAAGAAGAAAAUGGAGAAAGACCUAGAAAGAAAAAGGAGAAAGAGAAGGAAAAAGAAAAGGAAAAGGAGAAAGAGAAGGAAAGAGAGAAGGAAAAAGAAAAAGCAACAGUGUCUGAGAAUGUGGCUGCUUCUGCUGCUGCCACCACACCAGCCACAAGUCCUCCUGCUGUUAACACAUCCCCUUCUGUUCCCACUACGACAACUGCUACAGAGGAACAAGUCAGCGAGCCAAAAAAAUGGAACCUUCGACGAAACCGACCACUUCUGGAUUUUGUGUCCAUGGAAGAGCUGAAUGACAUGGAUGACUAUGACAGUGAGGAUGACAAUGAUUGGCGACCUACUGUAGUAAAGAGAAAAGGGAGAUCUGCAUCUCAGAAAGAGGGAAGUGAUGGAGACAAUGAGGAUGAUGAAGAUGAGGGAAGCGGGAGUGAUGAAGACGAGAAUGAUGAAGGCAAUGAUGAAGAUCAUAGUAGCCCUGCCAGUGAAGGGGGUUGCAAGAAGAAGAAGAGUAAAGUUCUUAGCAGAAACAGUGCUGAUGAUGAGGAACUGACCAAUGAUAGCCUGACCCUAUCUCAAAGCAAGAGUAAUGAGGACUCGCUGAUUCUUGAGAAGAGUCAAAACUGGAGCUCUCAAAAAAUGGACCAUAUUCUGAUUUGCUGUGUUUGUCUGGGAGAUAAUAGUGAGGACGCUGAUGAAAUAAUUCAGUGUGACAAUUGUGGCAUUACAGUCCAUGAAGGUUGUUAUGGAGUUGAUGGAGAGAGUGACUCUAUUAUGAGUUCAGCUUCUGAAAACUCCACUGAACCUUGGUUUUGUGAUGCCUGUAAAUGUGGUGUUUCUCCUAGCUGUGAACUGUGUCCUAAUCAGGAUGGAAUUUUCAAGGAGACAGAUGCUGGAAGAUGGGUUCAUAUUGUUUGUGCCCUGUAUGUUCCUGGAGUAGCCUUUGGAGAUAUUGACAAAUUACGACCAGUAACACUAACGGAAAUGAACUAUUCCAAAUAUGGUGCCAAGGAGUGUAGCUUUUGUGAAGACCCUCGCUUUGCUAGAACUGGGGUUUGCAUUAGCUGUGAUGCAGGGAUGUGCAGAGCCUAUUUCCAUGUGACCUGUGCUCAAAAGGAAGGUCUGCUUUCAGAGGCUGCGGCAGAAGAGGAUAUAGCAGAUCCAUUCUUUGCUUAUUGUAAGCAACAUGCAGAUAGAUUAGACAGAAAGUGGAAGAGAAAAAACUACUUGGCUCUACAGUCCUAUUGUAAAAUGUCUUUGCAAGAGAGAGAGAAGCAACUAUCACCAGAAGCACAGGCAAGGAUCAAUGCCCGGCUUCAGCAGUAUCGUGCCAAAGCAGAACUAGCUCGAUCUACCAGACCCCAGGCCUGGGUUCCAAGGGAAAAAUUGCCCAGACCACUCACCAGCAGUGCUUCAGCUAUUCGUAAACUUAUGCGGAAAGCAGAACUCAUGGGGAUCAGUACAGAUAUCUUUCCAGUGGACAAUUCAGAUACUAGUUCUAGUGUGGAUGGAAGGAGAAAACAUAAGCAACCAGCUCUCACUGCAGAUUUUGUGAAUUAUUAUUUUGAGAGAAAUAUGCGCAUGAUUCAAAUUCAGGAAAAUAUGGCUGAACAAAAGAAUAUAAAAGAUAAAUUAGAGAAUGAACAAGAAAAGCUUCACGUAGAAUAUAAUAAGCUAUGUGAAUCUUUAGAAGAACUACAAAACCUGAAUGGAAAACUUCGAAGUGAAGGACAAGGAAUAUGGGCUUUACUAGGCAGAAUCACAGGGCAGAAGUUGAAUAUACCGGCAAUUUUGCGAGCACCCAAGGAGAGAAAACCAAGUAAAAAAGAAGGAGGCACACAAAAGACAUCUACUCUUCCUGCAGUACUUUAUAGUUGUGGGAUUUGUAAGAAGAACCAUGAUCAGCAUCUUCUUUUAUUGUGUGAUACCUGUAAACUACAUUACCAUCUUGGAUGUCUGGAUCCUCCUCUUACAAGGAUGCCAAGAAAGACCAAAAACAGUUAUUGGCAGUGCUCGGAAUGUGACCAGGCAGGGAGCAGUGACAUGGAAGCAGACAUGGCCAUGGAAACCCUACCAGAUGGAACCAAACGAUCAAGGAGGCAGAUUAAGGAACCAGUGAAAUUUGUUCCACAGGAUGUGCCACCAGAACCCAAGAAGAUUCCGAUAAGAAACACGAGAACCAGAGGACGAAAACGAAGCUUCGUUCCUGAGGAAGAAAAACAUGAGGAAAGAGUUCCUAGAGAGAGAAGACAAAGACAGUCUGUGUUGCAAAAGAAGCCCAAGGCUGAAGAUUUAAGAACUGAAUGUGCAACUUGCAAGGGAACUGGAGACAAUGAAAAUCUUGUCAGAUACCCUUCAUGAGACCCAACUCUGCCACAGCUCAUCCUCGGAGGCAAUCCCGGAAACCUCUUUUAUAAGUGUGAUUUUAAAAAUGUGGAUUAAACUCUCGAUAGAGUACAUAAAGUAAAGGAGAACAGCUAUAUUGUCCUUUCUAUAAGCUUGUCACUGCAAAAAGUUGCCUUUUGCUUGUCAGGUUUGGAUAGAAUAUAAUUGAUUGGUUUGUUACUUGGACUAACAAGGCAGUAGAUUUGCCUGUGUGGAAUUUUUUUUCCUAUUUUUCUUCUUUUUGCUUUUUUUGCACUAAUCAGAAAUAUUUGAUGUGUGCGUUGUUGAAAAAUACUGGAUACAUGUCUUGUCAGAAUUGUCGUAUUAAGUAAUGUCUUUCCCACUUGCUUCUUUGGCAAAUGUUGAUACACAGUGUUUGGACUUACUGAAGAGUUACUGAAGCCUGUGGGAUUUAAUAAAUACAAUAUGCUACUCCCUGUUGUGAUUGAACAAUACAAAUAACAAACAAGAAAGACAAUGCAUUCCAUUAGUCUGCUAUUCUGUUUCCUUCAACUUCAUACAUAGAUUCAUAUAUGAAGUACUGCAUUGUAAAACAACUAUAGACUCAUAUUAAAUGUUAUUUCUAUUUAUAAUAUUCAGCAAAAGUGAAAGACUUGUGAAGCAUAUGACAUUCUAUUUUUGACUUAUUAGUCCUAGUGUGAAAGCAUUAAUAUUAUUAGCAUGAAAUUUUUACUUCAGAUUUUAAGCUCAUGAAUAAAGAUAUAUCUGUGUUGAUCUCUAGAUAUUUUUAGUAAUACCCAAAUAUAUUCAGUCCUUAUUGUUUUAAUAUAAACUUUCUGUGUUCAGUAUAAUUUUAUUUUUCUCAACCUUAAAUAUGAACUUAGGAAAUAAGGAGGGAAGUACAAAGAUUAUUGACUAUACAACCUACCAGCUGAAAGAAAGAUCUUCAUCAACAUCUGUAUCUUUCCAGAGGUAUACAGAAUUAAAAUUUGAUCUUCAAGCUUUAAUGAUCCAGUUUUAAGUCAACGGCAGAAAUAUGUUGAAUAUUUCAUCACUCAGUCUUGAACUGAUUUAGAAGAGACUCUUUGCUGAAAUUGAAUUGCACUUAUACAUGUAAAUUGUCAACAUGUAAUUUGGAAUUUUCUGAUUAAUAAAUGUGGUUUUGGACAUCUUUUCGGGUAUAGUGACAAUGGAAAAUAGUUUAAACUUUAGGAAUAGAGUAGGUAAUGUUAUAGAUAAUCAAAAGCAAUUGUAAUUGUAAAGCUGCUGUAAUCUAGUGAUCUCUAGUUAUAGUGAGGAACGCUAUGAUUGGAUGAGAUGUUUGAUAAAAGUAAAAUGUGUAUGAAAUUACAUAUAAACAGAUUAUUAGCUUAUUGAAAGAUCUCAUAACAUUGGAGGAAAAAUAUUCAUAAUCUUUAGCAAAACUAGUAGACUUUUGUUUAAAAGAAUAAGAUAGGACUAGUUGUCACUAUAUUAGCUUAAGGAAAUGUUGGUAAUUAUUACUGUUGCUGAACUCUGGCUGCUUUUAAGCAAAAUGACAGAUUGCCAUUUUCUAAGUGGAAUAUACUAAUCCAUUAGACCAUGGCCCUCUUUUAAUAUUUAGUGAGAAAUUACUUGCAGUUGCUUUAUUUUAGGUUUUUUGAGAAACUCUUAGGCCUUGUUUUGGUAUCACUGUUAAUCAAAAUCCUUUUCACUUUGAUUCCAAUUACAAUACUAUAUUAUCAUCAUUUUCCAUCUUGCAUUUUCAGUGGUGGUGGAUAUUCUAUUCCACAUUUGGUGCUAGUCCUAAGAAUCUUUGUCGCAUGUUAUACAUAUAGACUGCAAAAUUCAUAAGAUAUAAGUCCUGCAAAAAGUAUAGUUGAAGAAAACUUGAAGUAACUAGAGUAGAAUACUUUCUCCUAAUAAUCUCUUAAAUGCUCUCAUAUCCACAGUAUAAAAUUAUUCCGUGUCCAUAAUCGGUCCAACUACUAUAAGGAGAAAAUUGAUGUGUGCUUAAGAAAAUAUGUACUAAAUGAUUCAUAUUUCACAGACCUACAUAAGAAAAAAAUGGCACAUCAGGUAAAUGAUAGUUGUUUAUCACACAGUAGGGAAAGGAAGAAACAUUAAAAUAUCAGGAAGGAGAUGAAAUGUCUCUGAAAUACAAGAAGAAUGACAUAAUAGCAAGUAGUGGUUCUCAAACGUUGUGCAUUGGAAUCACAGGAAGGAUUUGUAAAAACACAGGUGACUACCCUAUUCCUCUCCUCACCUGCCCUCUGCCCACUUUACUCCCUCCCCCUUCACCCUGGAGUUUCUGAUUUAGUAGAAAAUUUGCAUUUCUAACAAGUUCCCAGGUGAUGCUGAUGCUACUGGCCUGGAACACCACAUUAAGAACUAUUCAUAGGUAGUAUUUUUUUUAAAACAUCAUUGUGUUGUGCUUAACAUUGAUUGAUAAAGGAAUGUGCUUUUAACAUCUCCUUAAAAGGGCCCUUAGAUUUCCUCUAGAUAAAAGAAUUAGUAAUUUCAUCUGCAACACAUACAAUUUUUUUAAAUUUUAUAAAAUUUAGUUAAAUGUUUGUUUUACACUGACUAUGGAAACAGCACUAUUUUAGAUACAGAAAGAAAUCAAUAAACAUAGCCUGUGUUCACAAUUCACUCAUCCUUUUGUUAUAAAAAGACUUGAAAUUAGGGUUAUGUUUUAACAUGAAAACAAAAUUUAGCCUUAACUUUUAUCCAUCUUCACUUUAGAAAUUAUAUUUAUGCAUUGUUUAUAGAUCAUUGUCAUUCGUUGUUGCUUGAGUGUUCAUCUGAUUUUAUAUUUAUGAUGUUAAAAAUAGACUGCUGACCAAUAAAUAAUAAAAUAUUUACACUCCAUUCUAUUUCCCUGUAUUCACAUCCUAUUAAUGAAAACCACUGGUUUUAAACAAAGUUACUUAUUUCAUAAAACUCACCACUAUUUUACUUGAUUCUCAAUAUGAGAAUAUUUCAUGAAUAUUUCACCAAAAUUUAUUCAAGGAAUUCAGAAGGACUCUCCAGCAGAGCAGAAUAUUUACAUCAUUAAAUUUUUUAAAAAAUUUAAAAAUGGCAAUUUAAACUUGUUUAAGAGACUCAACUUGGAGUUUCCUGACAUACGAAGGCAGAAUCAUUUUUUCUACCUGUCUGAAUCAGCACUUUGUAAGUUUACAUAAAAUUAAGGAUUGUGAUUUCUAAGAUAGGCAUGCUUUGCAAAUAUUUCUCUAUAACAGUGGAAGCCUCUUUCCCAUAGUGCUCACUUUAAGGCUUUCUGUAGGCCUGCCGAUAAGAUUCACUGCUGUUCAGGUACAUAAGAUGUAAUGUAAUUGGAUGCACAUGCUGGGCUUUGUAAAUAAAAUGAGAUUGACACCCAGCAAUUAUCUCAUUUAUCUGAUUUACAUUGUAAAAUCAGGAUCUACACUGUUGAUUAGAGCAUAAUUAGUUAAUUAUGAACAGGGAAAUACAAAGUUACAUGGAGCUUGAGCUCAGCAAAAUUUCCAAGGGCAUGAGCAGAUGGAAAUCAGUUUAUUAAAGAACAAAGCAGACAUGUUUCAGGUAUGGAAAUGUCUAAUUCUUCUCUCAUGCUGUGAAGAGUUGCUUGACCUUAUUGUGUACUUUCAUAUGAAUUGUUUUGUCUCAUCUUUCAUUUUCUUGUUUCACAUUUAAUCUUGUAAUCUGGCUGCCACAGAUAUAGCUAACUGAAUUGAUCCCACUCUUUAAGUGACUAUUAAAUACAGUUUUGGAUUUGGA